AAUCAAGCAAUACUUUUAAUAAACAAACAUGGCGGCGCCCGUGUCCUUCAAUAUCGAAACUGUCAAACAAAAGUUCAAUGAGCUUAUAGAAUUUGUAAAAUUACUGGCUCAAAAACCAACUGAUGUUAUAGAUGUACCAGAUAAUGAAAUCUUGCAAAAUUUUUCUAGCCAAGCUACUCGUGAAACUGCGGACUCUGUAGCUAGGCGUGAACUUGUCGCUAAACUGAUUUCAUCAGGCAUCGGUUUAGCAGCGUCAAUAGCUUUAACAUACUUUGCUGUAAAUUACAUGACAAAUGCCAUGGACCCUACUAGAAAAGAAAAACAGAAGUCAAGAGAAAGGGCUGAAGCAAUGUUAAGACAGCUGGGAGUGAAGGAUGUGAAGCUGACAGAUUAUGAGUUGUGUAUAGCAGCAAACUUGGUUGAUCCGUUGUCAAUGACUGUAUCAUGGGAAGAUAUCGGGGGUCUAGAGGAAACUAUAGAACAAAUACAAGACAUGGUUAUUUUUCCCUUCAGGAGGAGAGAUUUAUUUCCAAGGUCAAGACUAGUUCAACCACCUAAAGGUGUGUUAUUGUAUGGACCACCUGGUUGUGGGAAAACAAUGAUUGCUAAAGCUACAGCAAAAGCUGCUGGUGCAAGAUUUAUCAACCUUCAAGUUUCAUCACUGGUAGAUAAAUGGUAUGGCGAGUCACAGAAACGAGCUGAAGCUGUAUUCUCAUUGGCAUUGAAACUUCAGCCAUCUAUCAUAUUUAUAGAUGAGAUAGAUUCAUUCCUGAGAGUAAGAUCAUCAAACGAUCAUGAGGCAACAUUGAUGAUCAAGACACAGUUUAUGAGUUUCUGGGAUGGUCUAAUAACAGAUCCAUCAUGUCAGGUUAUCAUUAUGGGAGCCACAAACCGACCACAAGAUGUUGAUGCUGCUAUAUUGAGAAGAAUGCCCUGUACUUUUAAAAUUGGAAUGCCUGGUAGACAACAAAGACGUGGAAUAUUGUCUCUCCUCAUGGAAGAUGAAGAAGUAGAUGCUGAUAUAGAUUAUUCUAGACUAGGGGACAUAACUGAGGGGUUUUCAGGCAGUGAUCUUAAAGAAGCCUGUAGAGUUGCUGCCCUUAACAGAGUACAUAGUUAUGUUAGUGCUGCUAGAUCACAGUAUGGUGAUAAUUACUGUGAGAGAAUUGAUGGACCAAUGAGGAAUAUUAAUGUACAGGAUCUGGAAGUUGGGAUCAACAAAAUACGUAUAUCUAAACAGACAAUGACUGACUCUAUAUCAAAUAUACAGCUGGAUUAACUAUAGUGAAGAUAUACUCAGUGACUUGUGUAAUAUACAGCAAUUAAUUCUGUGCCAAUCAAUCAACAAUAUUACAUUAUUGUAUCAUAAACUGUAAUUAUUUGAGCUUAUAUGUUCGAUUGUUUACUCAUCAUUAGACCAUUACUAAACAUUUUAUCAUUUUUAGAUGUACUUAUUUUACAUAGAGGAUAUUUGAUUGUUUUGCAUGAAAGAUUGAAAUAGUUUCCACUGAGUGAGCACCAGAUGCAAUAUUUCUAAAUAGAAUAGCUGGUGUUCACGAAUGAAAUAUAUUUCAAUCUUAUAAAACAAAUAAAUUUUCUUUUUAUUUCAUACUUUUUAAGUGAUUUUAAGUACUUUUUACUGAUUUUGCCGAACCGCCUCCGUGGUCGAGGGGUUAGAGUCGAUGACUUCUAAUCCAGUUACCUCUCUGGCGUGGGUUCGAUCCCCGGGAGAUGCUUUGGUAGUUUAGCGCGGAGGAAGGUAGUUUAGUACUGGUGUAACUCUCCAGGAACGAUGGUUAGGAAACUACCCGCCUAUAUGACUGAAAUACUGUUGAAAAAGGCGUAAAAUGAAACAAACAAACAAACUGAUUUUGCCGCGUAACGUCGGGCAUUCUCCUUUAUGACGUUAUCACAUUAUGACAUCAUGUUUGAAAUAUAGUUCUGUUAAAUUUCUCUAAUUUUGUUACAUUUUUUACAUGAUGAAUGAUGACAUCGACUUUCUUUUCCUAAAGAAGUAAAAUUUACGUAGGACGUUAUAUUUUUUUGUAUGACUGUAUAUUUUUUUGCUUGUUAUUCCAUUUAGUUUUGAUAUUCUUUUCAUCCACAUUCAGAUAUAGUCUGGCUACAGUGAAAAUAAUAUUUUAUAAAUUUCACUAGUGGUUUAUUAGAAUAUAUAUUGAUAUAUUACAGUAAAACACCGGAAAACAUGAAAUAAUAUAUAUCUAAACUGAUUAAGGCUUCAUAAUAUGAUACAGCAUAAUAUCAUUAGUUAACUUGUACCAUAAUAAAUGUCUGACAUGAAAUUCUCCAUCUUUUAAUCUUGACAAGGCCAUUCAUUGUUUUUUUGUGAAAAUUAAAAGUCAAGUACUAUCUGGAUAGUGAACAGUGCAGACCAAGAUCAGACUGCAGGGAUGUGUCAGCUUAACUGUAGUUAGUUAGAGAAAAUAUCUAAUUUUGCUGUAAUUUACAGCAUGGAUUAUUAACCUUUAAUUUUCUUAUGAACACAUUUCAUUCAUAAAAGGCACACAGAAUUAUGUAUUUUAAAGCAUGUGACCUGUCUUGCACAGAGGGUGUUAGACAGGGUUUUCUAGCACUGGUGUAGACAAUCUUGCCUGAUAUACAAGAAACUCAUGUAUUCAAUUUUAACUUCUGACAACAAGUAAAGUUUGGUAGAUUAUUGUUUGCUCCUACGCUCCUACAUAUAGAUAUAAUCACUUCCAGGCACCACUUAUGCUUGCUUUUACAUACUAGGUGUGGCAUUCUAAAUUAUCAUAUAACUUUGUAAUCGUGAGCUUAUCAAAUAAGAUUAUAUAAUUAUCAUCCAAUGACAAUCUUAAAUGUCAGACAGUCUGUCUCCCACAAAUAGUAAAAAAGUGAGACAUAUUAGAACACAAGAAUACUAGAAUGUCCCAAUACUAGAACAUUUAAACUAUCUGCUUAAUCAGGUAAAUAUAGCAAUCAAAAAGUCAGGCGUUAUUUUAUUUUCAGUUUCUUUAUAUACAUAAAUAUAUAAUGUUGACCUAACUGACCAAUAUAGGAAGACAAUCGGAAAUCUGUGGAAAAAUAACUUAAAAACAUAACAACUUUUCGUGGUAAACACUUCUGAAAACGUGGCAAAUGGCAAACAAUGCCACUGUGGGUUUCCCUCAAUGUCAUUUCAUCACUUGUUUUGUCUGAUUUGUAUGUAUAAUAAAUGAUGGAGAAGAAGGCCAAUAGGUCAAAAGCUAAGUAAAUUCAAAUUAGCAUUUAAAUUAUAAUAAUGUAUGUAAACAAUGUGUACUGUUUCUUAAAUUCAUUCCAUUUAUAGUGUGAUGUAAGAUGAUUUUUUUUGUAACAUUUUUUAUCAUUAUAUUUAAACCUUUAAUUCCAUUUUUACUUGACAUCACCUGAAAGUUUUCUUGUAUAUAACAGUGUUGUUGUAGU
Molecule: messenger RNA, 3423 nt
Organism: Ruditapes philippinarum (Manila clam)
Lineage: Eukaryota; Metazoa; Mollusca; Bivalvia; Venerida; Veneridae
Product: outer mitochondrial transmembrane helix translocase-like
Exons: 10
Coding region: 29-1279 (416 amino acids)
Cellular component (GO): mitochondrial outer membrane
Molecular function (GO): ATP binding; ATP hydrolysis activity
Source: RefSeq, a predicted model, not a curated record